AUGGGUCAAAAUAAACGCAAAGUUAAUAAUGCAAUCGCAACCACCAAAAAUGAUAAUAAAAUCAAAGAUGUUGAAAUACCGGAUAGAAUGGAUUGUAAUCAUUAUUCGUUGAGGGCAGAAUUAGGUAAAAAUUUUAGUGCACCCGUCGAGAAUUUAUUGAAAUCUGGUGGUGCCAAAGUUCUAAAUGCUCGUUGCGGUACUGGUAUUUGGACUUUAGAAAUGGCUACAGAUUUUAUGAAAUCGAAAUUUUAUGGAAUCGACACAACUGAUUAUUUUCCAACUCAAGUUCUACCAUAUAAUGUUAAACUUGAACAAAUUAAAGAUUUGAGUGAUAAACUGCCUUACAAAGAUGAAAAAUUUGAUUACAUAUAUUUAAGAGAGACAAUAAGGUAUAUUGAAAAUGAAGAUUGGUGUGGAAAUAUCCUAAGUGAAGCUAUACGUGUGUUGAAAAAUGGUGGUUGGAUUGAGAUUUGUGAACCUGAGAUGGAAGUUUCUGAUUUUGGUCCAAACAUGAAAAAAUAUUUUGACGAAAUAAGUUGUGUCGAAUUGAAAUAUGGUAAAUGGGGUGGUAUAACUGGCGAGUACAUGGCCGAAAGUUUCCUUGAUCACAUGCUAGAGAAAAAAGAAUACCUGAAAAAUACUAUGGGAAUGUCAGAAAGUGAAACUGUGAAAUUCAUUGAUGAUUGUCGUGACGAAUUAAGAUCCGAAGAGAUCAGAGGGAAAUCUAAAUGUAUUAUAAUUCAUGCUAGAAAACAGAAAUAA
This is a messenger RNA of Entrophospora sp. SA101, 762 nucleotides long. NCBI's taxonomy places the organism in Eukaryota, Fungi, Glomeromycota, Glomeromycetes, Entrophosporales, Entrophosporaceae. The record is from the annotation of a GenBank genome assembly.